AUGGUCCUGCUGAGCCUUCGCUUCAUCUUGGAAGCAGACUUGUGCUUGGGUCUGGGGAAAGGUGGGGGCGUACCUGGGCGCGGCGUCGCGCGUGUCAGGGUGGCUGUGCCCAUCACCUUUCCCAGCAGUGCUUGGCACGAUGCUUGGGGCAAGAGCUUGAUAUGGGUGUUUGGGGACGGGAGAUUGGAAGAAGGGGAGGUGUUCGUCGACUUAAUCUGGAAGGUGUUGAGGGGGUUGAGCGUCUUUGCCAAGACGCCCUGCUCGCCGCGGGCGAAGCGUCGAACGCAAGAACUCAAGCUCAUCGAUAAUGAUAACGUUCUUGCUGAAUGGAGCUUUGGAUGGUGGACGACUGCUUGCGCGUUGACCAAGAGCUCUCAAGCUGGCUUGUCGCUGCUCGCUGUUCACGCGAAGGGUCAAGACUCAAGACAGCUUUGA
Cyclocybe aegerita is the source of this 435-nucleotide messenger RNA. NCBI's taxonomy places the organism in Eukaryota, Fungi, Basidiomycota, Agaricomycetes, Agaricales, Hemipholiotaceae. The record is from the annotation of a GenBank genome assembly.